Amyelois transitella is the source of this 584-nucleotide messenger RNA. RefSeq lists its product as uncharacterized. The record is from RefSeq and is a predicted model, not a curated record. The transcript is spliced from 5 exons. Lineage: Eukaryota; Metazoa; Arthropoda; Insecta; Lepidoptera; Pyralidae. The coding region runs from base 90 to 584 and encodes 164 amino acids.
GUUUUGAAUUUUACUGUUGAUGUUACAUUUAAAAAUCUUCUUCUGAAUUUCUCUAAUUAAAAUUAAAUUAUUAAUAUUGUAGUCUUAAAAUGGGGCUGGAUAUUAAUGAUUCAUGGCUUCUACAAAUAAAUGAGCAGUUAGAUGCGUUUCGUGCGAAAGUUGAUGAGAAAAUAGAAAAAGAACAACAACAGUUAAAAGCUUGCAAAAAGAAAACUGAAUUGGAAUCAAAGUUAGCUCAUGAAAUUAAGUUGAAUGCAGAACUGACAGAGCGUCUAGCUGAGUUGACGAGGCGAAGUGGGGAGUUGGAACGCGUGUGUGCUGCGUUUGAGUCCAAGUUGACCAUAGGGGACCGCGACCAGAACCGAUUGGACAAUGCUAAAGAGACAUACCAACUCGGCAAGGAGCUGACUGGUGUACGUUUUGAUUUCGUCGCGCCGCCGGACGUGGCCAAGGGGUAUAUAAAGAACUCGGCCCGUAAAAUUCUACAGCCGUUCUGCAUAGACACAAAGACUGAUGACAGCGAGAUUCUGUGGGGGAUGAUGCAGUGUGCUGACAAGGAGAACACUCCAAAUAAUCACAAUUAA